AUGCGGACGAUUACAGAUAAUUUCAGAGAUGCGGAUUUGGAAUGCGGACGAUCAUAUAAUCCCAGAUACAGAAACACGAUGCGGAUUUGGAAUGCGGAUAUAUUUGCGGAACUAGAUGCCCACAUGGAUGAGGACUUGAAAUGCGGACUUCAAAUCGGGAAAUCCAGCCGUCUCUGGCGCAAUAUGAUUUCUAAGUCCUGCACAAAUCUUCCAUUUUCAGAAUUACUAAAGGAAUGGGAUACAAUUGAGGACAAUAAUAAUAAUAAUAAUAAUCCCGAUCUCGAUCAUGACGCAACGGAGGAGAUUUUGCGAAGACAUCCUAUGCCCUCAUUGAUGAGAGCCAAAAGCAUUUGUAAAGCUUGGAAUACGGCAAUAUCGGCCACCAAUUUCAAUGUGAAUAACGAGGGAGACAAUUUUUUGACCCAGCAGACCUACCAAGGAAUCGCCUUCUUCUGUGUACCUCUCAACAUGUGGUUUCAAAUCCCUUUGCCGUGGAAUAAAAUUACAUGGAACCACCAGAAUGGCUGCGCGUUUCAUCUGUGUGCUGCAGCGGCAGGGCUUUUUCUCUUAAAUCAUUUGUCUGGUGAGUCUGUCAUAUAUAACGUUCUAACUAAAAAGCGCAGAUUCUUGCCUCCUGAUCCGGUAUGGACGCACCGAUGUGCCGUGGAACUGAUGGUCCAUACAGAUCACUUUGAAAUUUUUACUUUGAAUAUCUACGAUAUAGCUCUGCUCUAUGAUUCAAGUACAGAUCAGUGGAAGGAUAUCAGGACCGAUUUUAUCAUCGAUGAGAUACACGAGCAUCAUUGGACUUGCACACUACACAAGGGCAUAGCCUACUUUACAUGUAACUUUGGUCGUCAUUUGGUUUGCUAUGACUUUGGCAGCAGAGAGUUUCAGUUGAAGGAGAUCGAAGGAGGGUUGCCUCCAAAAAUUGAUAGUGAUGACUUUCAUAACAAUUCCUACACCUCUCUGCCUUGCUUAGUGUCGUGCAAAGGGAAACUGCUUUUGGUGGGGAGGUUAGCGAAGGAGGCCGGGGAUGGAGGGUCCAUAUGGGGUGGUAUCCCUUUCAUCAAGCACUGUUCGGUGGGGAUAUGGGUGUUGGAGAAUAAUGAGAGAUAA
Molecule: messenger RNA, 1119 nt
Organism: Cryptomeria japonica (Japanese cedar)
Lineage: Eukaryota; Viridiplantae; Streptophyta; Pinopsida; Cupressales; Cupressaceae
Product: F-box/kelch-repeat protein At3g61590-like
Exons: 2
Coding region: 1-1119 (372 amino acids)
Molecular function (GO): protein binding
Source: RefSeq, a predicted model, not a curated record